Durio zibethinus is the source of this 3235-nucleotide messenger RNA. RefSeq names its product mitogen-activated protein kinase kinase kinase YODA-like. Gene Ontology annotation, cellular component: cytoplasm. Gene Ontology annotation, molecular function: ATP binding; MAP kinase kinase kinase activity. Gene Ontology annotation, biological process: protein phosphorylation; MAPK cascade. Lineage: Eukaryota; Viridiplantae; Streptophyta; Magnoliopsida; Malvales; Malvaceae. The record is from RefSeq and is a predicted model, not a curated record.
CGGAAAGACGGCACUCUAUUAUUUCGCUCACUAAAACUAAAAGAAAAAAAUAAAAUAAAAUAAAAUCGCUCUCCCUUUCUCUCUCUAAGGAGCUUGCUCUCAUUUACUCUCUCUAAAGAGCUUUUUAAUUUAAUUUUCUUCCUUUCUCUCUCUUUCAUUCAUUUCAGAGCCUUUUGAGUUUUCUCUUUGCGGUCUCUCUGGAAACUUAAAACUUCUUUUAGACGGGGAUAUGCUUGCAGUCUUGCACUUCACUGUUCUUACAGGCUAAUGUAUCUUUAAAGAAUGCAACAUGCUUUUAUUGGCAUGCCCUGAGUUAUGUCCAUUUCUUUGUGCUUUUAAUGUAAUUAUGUCAAGGAAAAAGGCCAUCGGACCUGGUUCAAGCUUAACCUGCAUGUUAGCAGCAAGUAUAAUCAUGGAUGUUGAAGUAAGUAUCAACUGUAAUUAAGAAGGGGAUCUUGUACUCCGAAUUUAACCUAUAUUACACAAAUAUGCCUACAUGGUGGGGAAAGUCUUCAUCCAAAGAAGACAAAAGGAAAGCAAGCAAGGAGAGGUUCAUUGAUGCUAUAAAUCGCAAGCUUAAGAUCACAUCUGAUGACAAAUCCACUAGCAGAUCAGAGGGUUCUCGAAGACACCAUAAUGAUACUGUUUCAGAUAGGGGAUCUCUGUCUCAGGUCCCGUCAAGAUCACCAUCACCCUCGCAAGUAUCACACUGUCAAAGUUUUGCAGAAGGGCGUAAUGCCCAACCACCUCCACUUCCUGGGAUGCACCAUGCUAGUAUUGUACGUACUAAUUCUGGAAUUAAUGCAUCAAAAAGACCAGGAUUUGACAGAGGUUCAAGGCCACCACCGCUUUUACCGUUGCCAAAACCUGGACAAGUCUCUAACAAACUGGAUCCUGUAGAUGCCGAGGGAGAUAUUGCUACUGCUUCUAUUUCUAGCAAUAGCUCCAUUGAUAGUGAUGACCCAUCUGAUUCUCGUCUACUUAGCCCCCUGACUUCUGAUUAUGAAAAUAGACAGAGGACUGCUGCAAACAGUCCUUCUGGCAUAAAACACAAGGGUCAGUUACUUGUUAUCAAUCAGAAGGACCCAAAAGAGAUACUGAAGCCAGCUAAUAUGUCUUUGAAUAAUCAGUACCUAUCAACAUCACCUAAGCGAGGACCAUUGAGCAAUCAUGUGCAGAAUUUACAGAUUCCUCAACGUAGUGCUUUCUCUAGUGCUGCAGAGAGCUCAAUGUCCAGCCCUUCUAGAAGUCCAAUGAGAGCAUUUGGUAUUGAGCAACUUUGGAACUCCGGUCCGUGUACAGGAAAGCCUUUCUCUGACAUAGUUUUCCUGGGAUCUGGACACUGCUCUAGUCCAGGUUCAGGCCAUAAUUCUGGACAUAAUUCUGUUGGUGGAGAUAUGUCAGGACAGUUAUUUUGGCCACAAAGCAGGUGUAGCCCUGAAUGUUCUCCAAUACCUAGUCCUAGAAUGACAAGCCCUGGUCCCAGCUCCAGAAUACACAGUGGUGCUGUCACCCCUUUGCAUCCACGUGCUGCAGGGGCUGCCACUGAGUCACCUACAAGCCGACACGAUGAUGGGAAACAGCAAAGCCACAGGUUGCCUCUUCCCCCAAUAACAAUAUCUAAAACUUGCCCCUUUUCCCCUGCAUAUUCAGCAGCAACAUCUCCAUCACUGCUACGAAGUCCUGGUAGGGCAGAAAACCCAACAAGCCCUGGCUCCCGCUGGAAGAAAGGACAAUUGCUGGGGAGGGGCACAUUUGGACACGUGUAUCUUGGUUUUAACAGUGAAAGUGGGGAGAUGUGCGCAAUGAAGGAAGUAACAUUGUUUUCAGAUGACUCCAAAUCAAAGGAAAGUGCACAGCAGUUGGGACAAGAAAUAAUGAUGCUAAGUCGCUUACGACAUCCAAAUAUAGUGCAAUAUUAUGGAUCUGAAACUGUAGAUGACAAACUUUACAUAUACUUGGAGUAUGUUUCUGGUGGCUCCAUCUAUAAACUGCUUCAAGAGUAUGGUCAGUUUGGUGAAAGUGCCAUUCGGAAUUAUACUCAACAAAUUUUGUCUGGGUUGGCUUACUUGCAUGCUACAAAUACUGUUCAUAGAGACAUAAAAGGAGCAAACAUACUGGUUGACCCCAAUAGCCGUGUGAAAUUGGCUGAUUUUGGGAUGGCAAAGCACAUUACUGGCUCAUCUUGUCCAUUAUCAUUCAGGGGAAGCCCCUAUUGGAUGGCACCUGAGGUUAUAAAAUAUUCAAAUGGAUGUAACCUUGCUGUUGAUAUAUGGAGCCUUGGGUGCACAGUUUUGGAGAUGGCAACCACAAAGCCACCUUGGAGCCAGUAUGAAGGGGUUGCUGCUCUGUUCAAGAUUGGCAGUAGUAAAGAACUUCCAGCAAUUCCUGAUAGUCUUUCAGAUGAGGGAAAGCACUUUGUGAGGCAGUGUUUGCAAAGAAACCCUUCACAUCGCCCUACGGCAGCUCAGCUUUUAGAGCACCCUUUUGUAAAAAAUGUGGCACCGCUGGAAAGAUCCAUCUUUAGUGCUGAUGCAUCAGACCCAUCACCUGCAGUUACCAAUGCCAUGAGAACACUGGGAGUUGGAAAUACUAGAAAUGUUUCGUGCGCUGACUCUGAAGGGACAGCUAGCCUUCCUUGUAGAGGUUUAAAAAUGGGAUCAGGAUCCAGUGAUGCUCAUACACCUAGGAACGUGUCAUCCCCGGUUUCUCCUAUUGGCAGUCCUCUCCUACAUCCAAGGUCACCACAACAUUUGAGUGGAAGGAUGUCCCCCACUCUAAUAUCUAGCCCUCAUACUGCCUCUGGUUCAUCCACUCCUCUUACUGGUGGUAGUGGCCCCAUUCCAUUUCAUCCCCAAAAACAGUCAAUGACCUACUUGCAUGAAGGUAUUGGAACUAUUCCUAGGUCCCAAAGUAAUUUUUAUGGAAAUCCUAGCAAGCCUUAUCAAGAAGCCAAGCCUGACCUGUUUCGAGGGAUUCCACAAGCCUCUAAUGUUUUCCAAGAAAUGAUUUCAUCAGAUAGUGGUGCUUUUGGAAAACAAUAUGGAAGGCCUGGCAGUGGGGAUCAUAGGGAACUCUAUAAUGGGCAGCCAGUCUUGGCUGAUCAUGUGUCUCAGCAACUCUUGAGGGACCAUGUGAAAUUUAAACCAUCACUGGACCUGAACCCAAGUUCAUCAAUGCUUGGUCGUAAUGGAGGAAUCUAGUUUGCUCCAGAAUCCUCUGUCAGGACUCAGGG